AUGACUGGUCGCCGCGCUAAUCUCUCCGGGGAGUCGGCGGCACCUCUCCGAACCAGCGCACAGGUUAAUCCCCCUUGGUAUUUCCUGCUCUGGGACGACAGGGCAGCGUUUUUGCCCUGGAAUCCUCGCGAAAAAGCACCGCUCAAGCCCCCACCGGCGACAUCGUCGGUACUUGCCGCGCCAGCCAAAGCCACAGCAUCACAUCUCGUUCCCCAGCUUCUCGACAACCUCUUGAUUCUCCAUCUCUCCGCAUAUCCAUACCAGGCGGGCACGACGUCGACAUACUUGAAGGACCUCCUCUUCCCUCUUCCAUCAACACUCGCAGCCCUGUAUAUCCCCAGCAUAUACCCGCUCCCGACGCCUCUCGAAUCAUAUUUUCGCCCAACAAACUAUCUCCCCUCCUCGACGAAGUAUAUUACGCAUCCGGCCACGACGACUGCCAUUGAUACAUCGUCGAUUGACUGGGACUACACUUCCGGAGACGAUUGGAUUUAG
Molecule: messenger RNA, 495 nt
Organism: Trichoderma asperellum CBS 433.97
Lineage: Eukaryota; Fungi; Ascomycota; Sordariomycetes; Hypocreales; Hypocreaceae
Source: RefSeq, a predicted model, not a curated record